This is a messenger RNA of Letharia lupina, 1080 nucleotides long. RefSeq lists its product as uncharacterized. The record is from RefSeq and is a predicted model, not a curated record. The transcript is spliced from 3 exons. NCBI's taxonomy places the organism in Eukaryota, Fungi, Ascomycota, Lecanoromycetes, Lecanorales, Parmeliaceae. The coding region runs from base 1 to 1080 and encodes 359 amino acids.
AUGCCUUUCCUAUCCUAUAGCCAUUUUCUUUGGAUUUUCGUAUUGGUAGCGUUUGCCGUCACCAGCAACGCUGACGUUACUCCACAAUAUAACGAAGAAUUCGCUGCUAGGGCUUUGGUAGCACCAGGUAUUACGAACGUGACGAAUCUCAACAAUCGAUUUGCAGACUUGUCCCUCGAUUACAUCUCAAUUAGGUCGGAGGGCUUCACCAUAGAUCAAGUUGCCCUUGGUUUCAUAAACGCAGUCAAGCGUGAAGCGAUCAAAGACUGCGAUCAGUACAUAGCCAGCUAUACUUUCACUGAUACGGAGUAUGCGGACGACCCGAUACGUAUACAAAUCAAUGCUGCAGCAGGUGGUCCUGAAGGGCAGCUCGUCCGUUGCAAUCUUGUGUAUGCGAUCAAGACCCUUGCCAUCGAUCUCAUGACCCAAGAGAUUCUGUAUGGGGCAAGAUUUACCGAGUCGUAUCGCGGCCAGCUUCUUUAUGUUGGUGUAUUCGACAACAAGAACGAUGUACCUUCGCUAGAGCAAUCCAGCAACUCUUGGGCCGACCCCAGCGAAACAUUGGCACAAGAAAGGCGGGCGCUGAGCACUCAAUCACUGAACGCAACGAACUCUUCCACCACUCUCCUUGCCAUGACAGGGUCAAAUGAUGUCGAAUAUCGAAUCGAGUUCGACUUUCGUAAGAACCGGGUCCCGAAAACCGCCAUCUUCUCGGCGAUUCUGGAAUUCAUGAUGACACUAGCGCAGCUAGACAAUGACGACCAAAUCGAGAAUGUCAGCCAGGCGACUUCCACUGAUUCAUCAUGGAUCUUUGUCAUGCAUAAUUCAGAGUCGAGUGUUUCACUGGAGGGGUUUCAACUAGUAGCGAUCCUAGAGGGUAUUGCACGACACGCUGUUCAUUGGGGACGUUAUGUAGAAAUGACUUUCGAUUUCUUCGUCAACAGGGAGUUUGUCGCUGGGGGUUGUGUAACGGUGCCAAAUCGGUCUAGGGCGUGGUGUCAAGGAUUGAGGGAGGGAGGUCCGCAGUCAUUGGUCAAGAACUCGUCAUCAUCCUCAGGGAGUGACCUGAUUCAGACCUAG